CCUCCCCCGCCGCCGUGCCCCUCUAUCGGCUCUACUGCCAGACUACUGGACUGGGAGGAUCAGCAGUGGCCGGGCACUCGUCAGACCAGAUUGAAAACAUGGUGCCUGUUAAGGAUCGAAUCAUAAAGGUCACCUUCAAUGCCGAUGUGCAUGCUAGUCUCCAGUGGAACUUCAGACCUCAGCAAACGGAGAUAUAUGUGGUACCAGGAGAAACUGCACUGGCAUUUUAUAAAGCUAAGAAUCCUACUGACAAACCAAUAAUUGGAAUUUCUACAUACAAUGUUGUACCAUUUGAAGCUGGACAGUAUUUCAAUAAAAUACAGUGCUUCUGCUUUGAAGAGCAAAGGCUUAAUCCACAGGAAGAAGUAGAUAUGCCAGUGUUUUUCUACAUUGAUCCUGAAUUUGCAGAAGAUCCAAGAAUGGUGAAUGUUGAUCUCAUCACUCUUUCUUACACUUUUUUUGAAGCAAAGGAAGGGCACAAGUUGCCAGUUCCGGGCUAUAAUUGAAGUAGCUUCCAAGACUUGCUUCAGAUUUGUGAUUUUUGGAAAAUCAUGUAUUGUGCUUUCUCAGAAGAGAAAUAUUCUACAGUAAUGUAUAUUGAAACCUUGUAUUUUAAAUGGUUCUCUUUCUUUCCAACUUCAUUUAUCCCAUUUAAGACUGAGAGAAUAGGUUCAAAACUCAGUCUGUAAAGAAAAGAUGCUGCUGUCUUGUGAUGGUACUUAAGGGCAGGAAAAGAACAUUUGCUCUGUGUUAAGUAAUAGAGCAGGAAUGUUGUUCACCAAGCCUAUGAAGAAUAUUUGACUGUCCAGUGUACCACAUGUAUGACUAGUAAAAACCACCUGAGGGGCCAGGAAGAUGACUCAGUGGGUUAAACUGUUUGCCCCAUAAGCCUGACAACUUGAGUUCUGGUUCCUGGAACCAGCUGUAAAAGAGUGAAUGGAGUAGCUGGCAUCUGCAAUCCCAGAGUCCUUACAGUGAGAUGGGAGGUUGAGGCAGGAGAACUCCUUAACUUUAUAUGCGUGCUGUGGCUGCCCACACAUAGACACACACAAACUGCUUUAGUAGUUGAGUUUAAUUCUAUAGGUGCCUUCCAUAGUAUUAGCCCUUCAUACUUUUAACAAUGUAUCUGAAAACUUAGAAAAAGAAAAUAUGCACAGGUGGUUUGUUUUCGUUCAUAGAACUUAUCAAUAAGCAAGGGUGGCUGCUACUUUCCUUCGGUGUAAACUGACACUAUUUAAAAAUUGUUUAUUUAUUUUGUGAAUGCGUAGGGAAGAUGAGUGGCACCCAUGCUGCAGCACACAUGUGCUGGUGGUCAGUGGACUUGCUGUGCGGGACAGUUUUCUUUCAUCACAUGGGUCUCGGGAAUCAGGGUCGGCAGGCAAGGCAACAAAUGCCUUUGCCUGCUGAGCCGUCUUUGGCUGAACUGACAGUUUUAAAAACUGUAAGUGGAAGAGGAAUCACUCAGCUCUAUCAGCUUGCUCCAAGUGUGCAUUCUUAAUUCAAGUGUGGCUUUUCCUGUGAAAUUUCAGGUCUGCUUUAUUCAGAGUACUGAAUAGACAAUGACUUGGAAAUGGUGAUAAAAUCUGACAGAAGAAUUUCACCUGCUAGACUAUGCUCUAUCAUUUACUGUCAUAAUUCCAAGUUCAUCAAUGUAAGAUGUAGGGAUGAAAUUGUGAAGACUUACUGAUAUAAAGCUCUUCUGAGGUAAAAAAUGAAAUAAAAACAACAGAACUCUGACAAAUAAUAGUCAUUUAAUUUUAAGUGUUUUCCAGUAGCCUUUGUUUCAAAUCAAAAUGUAAUUGAUAAUAAAAGGCAAGAAUGUUUAACAUUAUAAAGGCCACCUGAUGCAGUGGCCUGCUCAGGCACUUGAAGUAUAAUUAAAAAAGUCAUCAAGUUUAAACCAAAGUGUUAUUUAUAAACAAGUGCAAACUGACAUCUACAUUCAAAUUCAGUUAAAUGAAGGCACUCACUUUCUUCACUUCCUGCCCCAUCUGUUCACAAUGUUUGAUAGCAGGACGAUCUUCAAGUACCCUUGUAGGUCUGUGAUGAUUGCUGUUGGUAGGAAUGCCUGCGCAGCGUAAGUCUACAAUUCAACCAGCUGGACUAGUACCAGGCAGUUUUCCUUCUGCUGAAGUUGCCCUUGUUAUAUCCAGCUUCUGAAAUCCUGAGCCAUUGUCAGGAACAGCAGUGUUAGCCCAGAAAUGUUAACUAUUCUGUUGAAGCUUCAUUAUAGCGGAGAAGUGGUCCACUGGCUUUCUUUCUGUUAGCAGGUCUUCUCUUUCAGGCCUCAGUUGAGCAGGGACUACUUUAAAGAGUGGGCCCUUUGUACUGCUAAUGAGCCGAUCAUACAUCUGAAAUAAAGGGAAGACAUUGGCCCAUCUCCUGCACUCCUGGAAGACUGGAAUGCCACAGUUAAGCAGAGGGAAGGCUGGAAUGCACUUCUUCCAUGGUUGGGAAUGUGAAAGAAUAAAAGUGGAGAGCAGGCAUUAAAUAGUGUGUAAAUAGGAAAACUGAUGCAGGAGCAUAUUGAUGCGUUCUCUUGGUCCACGUAACAGGUGUGGACUGCACACAGAAACCACCUUUUGUAUUUCUGUGCCUCAUUUUUAGAUAAGGUCAUGGAGAUUGUCAUUAAUGAGCACUGAUCAGUGUUGAGUAGUUCAGAGGAACUUAGUAUUGUACUAAGUGUCAGACUUAAAUGGUGCUUAGGGAAUUUAAUACAAAAUGUGAUAAUCCUACUGAAUUAUGUGGAAUCUUAUGUUGCAUAAGCUGGUGUUCCCCCCCCCCUUUUUUUUUUCUUUUUGUACCUUAGCAGUCACUAUGACUUUGGGCUCCUUUGUGGUGGUAAUCAUCAAUUUCUUCAUAAACAGCUCUGAAACAAAGCCACCAAGACAGAAGAAUUACAUAUCAGUUGCAAAGUACUAUAUUAACACCAUCAAAACUAAAAAUACAGGCUGUUGGGAGUUGGGAGGAGGGGUGUGAGGCAUCUUAAGUGAAUAAAAAGAUCUUUAUGCUUGAGCUUAUUCUAACAUAAAACAUCUACUGUUAGAGUUCUUUCCCAUGCCUAGUAAAGGCCAAUUUAUUUUUACUUCUGAUUUAAAGGAAAACUAUGGUUCAAAUUUGGGCAGUUUGACUUUUUUUUAACUUAAAAAAAAAUCUAAUUUAAAAUAUUUAAAAAAUAUUAGGGACUGGAAGGAUGGCUCAGAGGACCCUGGCUCAAUUCCCAGCACCCACAUGGCAAAUCACAAGUGUCUGUAUGGGGGAUCCCAUAAUCUCACACCGACAUACAUGAAGGCAAAACAUCAGUGCACAUAAAAUAAAAGUAAAUCAAUCAAAAAAUUAAUAACAGUCUGCUUUAUUUAACACGGUAUUAUAUCCUAAACUUGGGAGUAACCUUUAGCUUGUGUUGGUUAUCUUUGUACCUUUAAUAAAUUAUAAUUUUAAUAACUUA
Molecule: messenger RNA, 3448 nt
Organism: Cricetulus griseus (Chinese hamster)
Lineage: Eukaryota; Metazoa; Chordata; Mammalia; Rodentia; Cricetidae
Source: RefSeq, a predicted model, not a curated record